Molecule: messenger RNA, 927 nt
Organism: Centropristis striata (black sea bass)
Lineage: Eukaryota; Metazoa; Chordata; Actinopteri; Perciformes; Serranidae
Gene: acyp1
Product: acylphosphatase 1, erythrocyte (common) type
Exons: 3
Coding region: 61-432 (123 amino acids)
Molecular function (GO): acylphosphatase activity
Source: RefSeq, a predicted model, not a curated record
ACUGUUUUCUGAUUGGUCCAGUUAACUUGACGUCACUUCCUGAACGAAGUAGAGUCCCGUAUGUUUGAAAAAUCGAGAUCCUUCCUCGGGAGCUGGUUAGUCAUUUGGCUGCUGCUGACAGUAUUCAGGUCAGCUAUGUCUAACGAAGAGCUCAUUUCUGUGGAUUAUGAGGUUUUUGGCAGAGUGCAAGGUGUAUUUUUUCGGAAAUACACCCAAGCAGAAGGGAGGAAGCUUGGCCUGGUUGGAUGGGUCCAAAACACACGGGCAGGAACUGUUCAGGGGCAACUCCAAGGUCCAAGCAGCAGGGUGAAAGAAAUGCAAGAAUGGCUGAAAUCCACCGGGAGCCCCCAGUCAAACAUAACAAAGGCCGAGUUCAAGAACGAGAAAGUAGUCGAUAGCCUAGAACACUCAUCUUUUAACAUAGUGAAAUGAAAUCACCCAUAUGUUGUGCCUGUAAUAUUAACUCGUAAGCAGAUGUUUUAUUUAUUUAGUUUUAUUUUGUAUUGGUUGAAAGGCAGCUUGAGCAUUGACUUGAAAAGAUGUGUUUAUGUUACAUAUCACAAUAUAUAGAAUGACAUGAAAUAAAUAGAAAAUUCUUUUCAGCCCUCUUAACAUUGUUGGAAUUUUAUUGUAGGAUUAGCAAUAAGGGAAUAAUUUAUGAUUUGACCACGUAAUUUAACAGAGACUGUUAACAGAUUGUGACAUUUGCAAACAAACCACAGUCCAGCAGACAUCCUGCUGAGCAAACGGGCAAUGAUGUGACCUUGAAAUCUGUCGGAGCCGUCUUCAUGAGCUCCAGAGUCAGAGUGGAGCCUGAAGAACGACUAAAGCUGAUGAUGAAAUGCUCCUCAGUAUGUUGCUUCUCUCCCUUGAAAAGGACUGAACUCUGCGGGUGGCUUUGGAGAAACACUGGCAAUAUAUACUCUG